UCUUCUGGAAAUGCCAUGUGUCCUGAGAUGCAUGUCAAGAUGGCUGCCAGGAUCUGGUCACUCCUGGCCCAGAGGAUGGGUUUUGUUUUGGACCUCAGAGACAGGAACAAAAGCCAGAGCCCUGAUCUCUCCAGGCAAUCACAGGAUAUAAACUGCUGCCUGAAAACAAGCUCCGGAGAACUUCUGUAACCUCGAGGAAAGCUCUGAGGUUAGGGAGACCAGCACAGCCAAAGAAGACAUGAGGAGUCUGCUGGCACCGCUGGUUGUGACCCUGGCCCUGGCAGCUCUCUGCUGCUGCGGGGAAGAUCCCAAGGACCCCACAGGAUCUCCCAUCGCUGACAGCAUCAAGAUUAAAAAGGAAGUUGCCAAUGCCUUUGUGAAGAGGCACAAGAGAUCCACCUUGUAUGAAUGGUACUCUGAGUAUUACAAAAGCCCAAUGGAGCAGAUGCAUGAACGCUGUGAAAACUACCCUCCCUGUGACUAUCUCUCUGACCAAAUAGGAUUUUCCAUGGCCUACAACCAUUUCUUUGGGAGAUACUAAGGAUGAGACCAUCACUUCAUUCAUUUUGCUUGGAAACACUUUGAACCCCCCAGCAGAAAGAAGGUUGUGGGUGGGAAGGAGGGAAGAAAAACAUCUAGGCUGGAAUCUUCUUCAGAACACCAAGGCAAUAAUUGUCCCACCUGCUGAGUGUGCAUUAGCUUUCUUCCUUUCACCAAAAAAUAUUUCUCUUCCGUUGUCUCUUGUGCUAUUUUAACUUCACCAGAAGACUCUUCUCACUUCUUCCAUUUGAAUCCCCAGAACAUAAUAUAUGAAAAAAAUGUGACUUUUCUCAAGAAAAUCAAUGUCUGUCUUCGAGACAUAGCAAGGUGUUUUGUUUCCUGCAAUGUGCAUGAGGAUUAUAGAAGGAGAAUGUCACAACAUGUGUAAGCUUGAUGGAUCUGAUCCUGGGGUACUCGCUUGGGAAAAAAGUGGAAUGACUGCUUUCUGGUACAAUGACUAGGAAAGUUCAGUAUUUUCAGGUAGAAUAGUCACCCUAAAUAUGUUUCAACAGAGGAUCAUUUUGCAAGCAUAGAAUUUUGGAAAUUCUGUUACAUAGCCAGAUAUCAGUUUCUGGUACAAUUUUCUGAUUAUUAUGUCACAAAACUUACCUGUGUAUCAGUAACAGUUAAAUCCUCAAAGAUGUGUUUGAGGAGUCCUUUUUAAUGAGCCCUCCGAUUUGUGUGCUGCAUUCAAUAACUGUCUGUAAGGAGUAACUUCAAAAUCUCUUGUUAUUUUUGUUACAGUUGGUUUCUGGUAAAACUGAAUAUACCCAAGCAGAACAAACAAACAAACAAAAUCUGUUCCUCCCUGAUGCUUUAGUGUUUAUGCUUGAAAUGAAAAGUGUCUAAACAGUUCCAAAAAAAGCAAGCAACAAGCAAUAAACUUUAUGAAAUAAACAAACAAAAAAAAUUGGUUCAAGGAUGGAUUGAAGAACUUUGUUUAUUCAAGACAACUUCUCUCAAAUAUAUAUAUUAAUAAAAAAAAAAGGAUUUAUAUACAUAUCCCCUUCCCUCUGCACUGCUUUGUUCUGUUCUCUGAUAUGAAUAUUAUACCUUAGUAAAUCUCUGCACAGCCUCACUUGAAGUGCUCUGUCAGCUUUCCUUGCCUGAGUGGUAGAUUGCAGAUCCCAUCUCCAAGGACAGGGACUGCUGACCUUCAGGUGACUGAGAAAGACAGAACCUCUCCUGUUGUAUAUAAGCUGGUGCAGCUUUUCCCAGCUGCUGACUGUAAUAAAUACUGCUUAUGUAAAGCA
Molecule: messenger RNA, 1793 nt
Organism: Calypte anna (Anna's hummingbird)
Lineage: Eukaryota; Metazoa; Chordata; Aves; Apodiformes; Trochilidae
Product: osteocalcin
Exons: 4
Coding region: 239-541 (100 amino acids)
Biological process (GO): regulation of cellular response to insulin stimulus; response to vitamin K; bone development
Cellular component (GO): extracellular region
Molecular function (GO): hydroxyapatite binding; structural constituent of bone; calcium ion binding
Source: RefSeq, a predicted model, not a curated record